AUGGUUAUAAAUAUUGAACUCCAGAAGAUAUAAGAAAGCGAAACAUGAUUCACACUCUCAGAUCAUCAGUUCGAAGUCAUUCACCUUGUUUGAUUUCACAGCCUCUGCCAUUAAACUUUGGCCACAAAGCUUCCUUGGUCAGGUUCAAGCAAGUUACUACUGGCUCUUCUUCUAGGGAACCAGAAACGACACAUAACAUGGACAAGGGAAAGGAAGACAAUCCUAAUGAAAAAACUGGAGACGUGAUGUCCCAUUCUUUUGGGGAAGGGUAUGCGACGAGGUCCGAUGAAGAAGGAUUUGGAGGAAUCUAUGGAGGGAACCAGUCCGUUCCCAAGGAUGAGAAGGAUCGGUCAUCUAUUCAUGAGAACCACCCUGAGUAUGACAAGACGCAAGGCAGUGAAGUGAAGGAGAAGGAGAAAGCGCGAUUCCAGACUAGCGCCCAUGGUUAGUCCAAGCCAUGGAAAUAAUCAGUUUUUUCCUCUUUUGUUCAGUCUUGCUUUGUUUUUCUGUUGUUAUUUUCACCGUAGUUCACCCCUGUGCGUUUUAAUAUUUCACUUGAGGGGCCUAAGGAGGGCUUUCAAUAAAGAUUUCAGUUUGUGUGGGGUCUGGCUUCAGACCCGAGUUGAUGAGGUAUAACAAAUUCAUUAGCGUUUUUGGCACAAUUAUCCCAAAUGUCGUGGUUUAGCAAAUACCACACCUAUUAAACUGGUUUAGCAAAGCAAGUCC
Messenger RNA from Morus notabilis, 726 nucleotides. RefSeq lists its product as uncharacterized. The record is from RefSeq and is a predicted model, not a curated record. Bases 45 to 449 code for a protein of 134 amino acids. Lineage: Eukaryota; Viridiplantae; Streptophyta; Magnoliopsida; Rosales; Moraceae. The transcript is spliced from 3 exons.